AUGUACAAAAACUUUUCGCAACUUAUCUCCGAAUCAGAGAAUGUUACAGUAUAUUUAGAAGAGGCGCACAACAGCGAAUUUGCUUUACUCGGGGGCAUAUGCGCAAUUGUUUUUUGUGUUAUAUUCCCUUUUUACAUUGUCGUCUAUCGCACUAAUAGACAGAGGGAAAGGUCUACGCCCAUAUUUCCAAUUAUUAAACACAUUCAUUCAACUGUUGUGAGAACUUAUUUUCUACUUUUUGGUUGUUUUGUGAUCAUAAUAAUAUCUUUCGCUUUGAGCUCUAUGCUUCUCAUCCUGGUAUUUUUAAUUGCUAUAUUAUCGGCAGCAUACCUAGUUAUGGUUAGCAAAGUGAAUCACCUUUUGAUGGGAAUUCUUGCUAUUCAAAGAUUUGGCAUAUGUUUCCACCCAAGAUCUGAAAACUAUUUGAAAAUUACACACGAAACUUUAAAUUGGAUUGUAGCUAUAGGAUACGCAUAUUUUGUUCUUGAAAAAGUAGUAUCAUUUUGGAUGUAUUUUUGCGAAUUUGAAGAUGUGAAAGUUUUUUAUAUGUUUUCCUACAUUUCAAUGCAUUUGUUUUUGUUAAUUUCUGCACUAGCAUACAUUCCAUUAAUAUUGAACAUUUGGAAAACAUCAAAGCAUUUAAAAUCCGCUCAACUGCACAAACUCCAAAACCACAUAAUGUGCCAGUUUCUGUUGAUAAUUGCUUCAAAAUUCAUAUAUAUUCCGAUAUUCCUUUUCAAUGGAGAUUGGUUUGCCGUCAACGAAGCGUUGGACGGUUACAUUUCUAUUUUUCUGAUUCAAGCUUCAUAUUUGGUUUGCAACCACAGGAAUUUGAAAACGUUUUUUGACUCGAUAGACUCCCGAAAUGUGUGCAAACUUUUUUGUUGUCCUUUCUCCAAAGGUUCCCGAGUUGGUGUUGUUGCACAGCCGGUUAUGCGAAUUUAUUCAACAAAUGUUCAGUGA
This is a messenger RNA of Caenorhabditis elegans, 963 nucleotides long. It is a transcript of the gene srz-13, whose product is annotated as Serpentine Receptor, class Z. NCBI's taxonomy places the organism in Eukaryota, Metazoa, Nematoda, Chromadorea, Rhabditida, Rhabditidae. The record is from RefSeq and is marked reviewed. The coding region runs from base 1 to 963 and encodes 320 amino acids. The transcript is spliced from 3 exons.